AUGUCAGCAGACGAAACGGAUGCGAAAUUUCAUCCAUUAGAAACAGAUCUGCAAUCUGAUACAGCGGCUGCAACAUCAACGGCAGCAGCUUCACGCAGUCCCUCUCUUCAAGAGAAGCCCAUAGAGAUGCCCUUGGAUAUGGGAAAAGCGCCUUCUCCAAGAGGCGAAGAUCAACGGGUUACAAAUGAAGAAGAUUUGUUUUUGUUUAACAGAUUGCGGGCAUCACAGAAUAGAGUUAUGGACUCCUUGGAACCACAACAACAGUCACAGUAUACAUCUUCCAGUGUCAGUACGAUGGAACCAUCUGCCGACUUUACUAGUUUCUCUGCAGUGACUACUUUACCGCCUCCUCCUCAUCAACAACAACAGCAACAACAGCAGCAGCAGCAGCAGCAGCAAUUGGUGGUUCAAGCCCAGUACACCCAAAAUCAACCAAACUUGCAAAGCGAUGUUUUAGGAACCGCUAUAGCAGAGCAACCAUUUUAUGUUAAUGCCAAGCAGUACUACCGAAUUUUGAAAAGGCGAUAUGCAAGAGCUAAACUAGAGGAAAAGCUACGAAUAUCAAGAGAACGAAAGCCAUACUUACACGAAUCUCGACAUAAACAUGCGAUGCGAAGACCUCGUGGUGAAGGUGGGAGGUUCUUGACAGCCGCUGAGAUCAAAGCCAUGAAAUCGAAGAAAAGUGGGGCUAGCGAUGAUCCUGACGAUAGUCAUGAGGAUAAAAAAAUCACUACUAAAAUAAUACAAGAACAGCCGCAUGCUACUUCCACCGCAGCUGCAGCAGACAAAAAAACAUAA
Molecule: messenger RNA, 798 nt
Organism: Saccharomyces cerevisiae S288C
Lineage: Eukaryota; Fungi; Ascomycota; Saccharomycetes; Saccharomycetales; Saccharomycetaceae
Gene: HAP2
Product: transcription activator HAP2
Exons: 1
Coding region: 1-798 (265 amino acids)
Biological process (GO): regulation of DNA-templated transcription
Cellular component (GO): nucleus; CCAAT-binding factor complex
Molecular function (GO): DNA-binding transcription factor activity; DNA binding
Source: RefSeq, marked reviewed